Messenger RNA from Lepus europaeus (European hare), 1662 nucleotides. RefSeq names its product matrix extracellular phosphoglycoprotein (gene MEPE). Gene Ontology annotation, biological process: biomineral tissue development. Gene Ontology annotation, cellular component: extracellular matrix. Lineage: Eukaryota; Metazoa; Chordata; Mammalia; Lagomorpha; Leporidae. The record is from RefSeq and is a predicted model, not a curated record. The transcript is spliced from 4 exons. Gene Ontology annotation, molecular function: extracellular matrix protein binding. Bases 1 to 1662 code for a protein of 553 amino acids.
AUGCUGGUUAUCUACAUAGGACUGCUCCUCUUAGGUGUGUCCUGGGCAGCACCAACAUUUCGACCUCAGACGAAGGAAACCCAGCGAGGCUGUGUGGAAGAGCAGAGGAUGACGUACAAAGGCCACCAUGAGAAGCAUGGGCAUUACAUUUUUAAGUGUGUUUACACACUGCCUGGGAAGAAAAAUCAAACCAACGUAAAGGAAGAAGAGAAGAAAGACAAAGAGAAUGCUGCUCUCGACCAUUUUGACAAGAGAAGAAAUCAGCAGCCGUCACCUAAAGAUACUGUGCAGGAAAGAGAUCUGGCCCUUUUGGAAACCAUUGGAAAGGACCGGAGUGUUAAAUCUCAAACGCCUUCCGCAAAUAGGCAGACCCUGAAUGAAGACCUCAGCGUUAUUACCACCGGUGUCCACAAUGACCUAGCAAUGUCCAUUUAUCCCGAACCCACUGGGGACAGAGGGGUUGAGGAUGGAGAUGAUACCACUGGCAAAUUCCAUGACCAGGAAGAGUACAGUACAGGGCUCAUUGGAAAGAAUACACAACACACCAUGGGGCCCGUGAUGGUGACUGGAGCCCUGGGGGAAGAAAACCGAAAGAGUAAACUUAGGAACGUUGUAAGGAACAUUCCAGAAGGUAUUCACUAUGCCAAAAUCCACUCAAAAGAAAAAAGGAGCCAUCAAAGAGAUUCUCAAGUGCAGAGUAGUCCAAUAAAAAGCAAGAGCAUCCGUCACAUCCAACACAAUGCUGAUUACCUAAAACAGCUCCCCAAAGUCAAAAAGGUCUCUAGGGAUUUUGAAGGCAGUGGUUACACAGAUCUUCAAGGGAGAGGGGACAAUGACAUCACCCCAUUCAGUGGAGAUGGCCAACCUUCCAAGGACAUUCCUCGUAAAGGAGGAGUGAUUGGUCCCGACCCAGGAGGUAUAGAUGUCCAAACAGGGUUUUCAGGUCCAAGGAAAGCUGAGGCUAUUGAUCCCGACACAAAAGGACCAGGCUAUAAUGAGAUCCCAGAGAUAGAAGAAAAUGGUGGCAAUGCCUUUGGAACCAGAGAUCAAACAGCGAAAGAGGCUACUGAUGUCAGCCUUGCAGAGGGCAGCAAUGACAUCAUAGGUAGUACCAAUUUUAAGAAACUCCCCGGAAAAGAAGGAAACAGAGUGGAUGCUGACAGCCAAAAUGCCCACCAAGGAAAAGUCGAAUUUCAUUUCCCUCAGGCACCCUCAAAAGAAAAAGGGAAAGAAGGCAGUCGUGAUGCAACCCCAAGUACCAAUUACAAUGAAAUUCCUAAGAAUGGCAAAGGGAGCAGCAGAAAAGGUACGGGACACUCUGAUAGAAACCAAGUAAAAGCACAUGAAAGCCAAAGAUUUUCUGCCAAGGGCAAAAGUCAAGACUUGCUCAGUCCUUCUCAUGGUCUUGAUAAUGAAAUGAAAAAUGAAAUAGGUUCCCAUGGUGGCCCCAAUAACAAAGGGAAUACAAUAACACACAGCAGAAAAAAUCAUUAUGUACCUCACCCACAAGACAAUGAGGCAUGGAAUAACGGUGUGCCACAAAGGAAAGGCUCUUGGGGUUACAGAAGAUCCCAUUCCAAUAGGAGUUUUAGGCUCCGUAAAAAGGACGACAGCAGUGAAUCAUCAGACAGCGGCAGUUCAAGUGAGAGUGACGGUGACUAG